AUGUACGAAAUCCGCGCUCCAGAUCUGGUCGAUACAGGAUCUACGCUGGCCAGUAAAGCCGGGACUUUUGCGACCGCUUUUGAGUUCACCGACCGGCCAACCACCCCCACCGCAACUCGACGAGGCCGGGGACACAGCGUAUCGCAGGACCCCGAUCACUGGACUCCAUCUCCUUCAAAGAAAAUGACCACCGGAUAUGCUGUCAGUCCGGAGCCCCCGGCGCUGUUCGUGCGGGCUAUGUACGAUUAUGACGCGGACGACCACACUAGCCUGAGCUUCCGCCGCGGCGACAUUAUACAGGUCCUCAACCAGUUGGAAACCGGGUGGUGGGACGGUGUUAUCGACAACACUCGCGGUUGGUUUCCGAGUAACUAUUGCCAGAUGAUCACCGAGGCCGACGACUUUGGCGAACAUUUGAUACACAGCCAUGAAGAUGCAGACCAUAGCGCAGAGUCGGGACUUGAGGAUGAUUACGGCAACGGACAUGACGAAGAUGAUGAGCUGGACUCGGACGGCAAUCCGCGCGCCUCGAUGCCUGUCCUACCUAUUGAGGGCAUUCCUGCGCCCAAGGAGCAGGAAGAAGCGGCAUUUUGGAUUCCACAGGCAACCCCCGAUGGUCGUCUAUUCUACUUUAAUACUUUGACUGGAUACUCGACCAUGGAAUUGCCAUUCGAGAACCCGGCUACAAGCGAGACUGGACCGAGGGAUCGGACCAACUUCUUCGUCCCUGAUCAGACUCGCCCACCUCCUGAAUUGAUGGCGCGGGGUUUCGAGCGGGACGAGGAUGACUACGAUGGUUCUGCGUCGGAGGCGGAAGGAGAGUCUCUCAUGCUUGCUUCUCAAGAUUCGAUGUCUCGUCGUCGGCAGUCCUUUAUGGAUGGAUUAUCUCCUGCUACCUCGAUGGAUUCAUUGAACCCCCCUGGGUUGAAAGACUUCAAACCCUCACCAAUGAGCAAAAGCCCCCACCCGUCAUUUAGCGCAAGUAGUGCAAACACCUCCGUUGCCGAAAUCUUACCUUCCAGACCGUCCAUUUCCUCCAAUACCCCUUCACAUUUCGUGGACGAUGGCUUCACACCGCCUGUCACAUGGGCCCAACUCGUUGAAAACAUGCGAUAUGCGGUCGAAGUUUAUCGCCAGACCCUUUAUGCAGCGGAACGCUCCGAGUACGUCAGAAAGGCCGAGGAUAUCUCAGAUCAUUUGCGCAUGCUCCUGGCUGCAGGCUCCGAUACCACUGACAAUCACUCCGGGAACCCGUCCAUCAUUUCCACCAAUAAGGCGCUUUAUCCUUACUUCCGUGAUAUGAUGUCCAAGUUUUCCAAGUUGGUGCUUUCGUCGCAUAUUGCAGCUGCCGACUGGCCAGGCUCCGAUUCGGUCAACAAAUGUCUGCAGGAGGCCGAUGGAGUCAUGCAAGGAGUAUAUGGCUAUGUCGACGUCGCUCGUCACCAGCGAGGCGAGCACAUUCCCCGUAUUGUUCCAGGCUUCGUCGGAGGUAGCUCUUGCGGUGGAAGCUGGCAGAACAAUGGUGUCUCAUUAAACUCGUCUGGCCCGACAUCGUUCCUUGUUCCUGAAGGUGGUGAUGCACGUGUCGAGCCUUCGGUCUCUCUCGACACAGCCCUACUCGACCACAUCGAUAUUCUCCGGAGGUCUUUCGUAGGUAGUAUUCGCCGUUUGGAAGAGCAGUUGAGAUCAGAUCGAAAGAUCAUCACGUUUGCUGAACAUGAAGAACUGUCAGAUGCCGUCUCGGCUGCUGCGAUCAAAGUCGUGGAGCAGUUCCGCCCGUGGAUUGCAACGAUUGAGUCUAUCAACCUUGUUCCACUCGGAACUAGCUUCCAGAACCCACAAUUGGUAGAUUUCAGUCUGCAAAAGCAACGCGUUUAUGAUGGCAUUGGUGACUUCAUUUUGAGUUGCCAAGCAGUCUCGGCUCCUCUCGCUGAUGAGUGGGCGGAGCUGCGAGGCGAUUCUCUUGAUGAUCGGAUCACGGCCGUACGAAUGGUGGCCAAACAGCUGGAGAACUUUGUUUCCCAGAUUGGCUUCUCGCUAUCAUUGCUUCUCGAGCAAAUCCCUGAAGAGCCGAUCUCUAUCCUCAGAAGCGAGAGUCGUUUGGACGAGGAGGAUGAAUCGCAGAAGAGCACUCACAGUCGUGGAGACUCCCAAGCUAAGAUUGCCAACGAGUCCAUUGGCAUUCCAUCUUCCUAUGCUCUUGGCAAGGGAGGUGACAAGGUCCGACGCAAUAUGGACAAGGCCCAAAGAUUCUUCGGGCAGGCACCUCCCACAACGGUCACUCGUGAGCCACCGAUGCAAGAGCCAGUCAGAGAGCCUGAAGAGACUCCCUGGUUUUUGAAGAUGGACCACGAGGGCGAAGUCUUCUAUGACACCAAGUCCGACACUCCAAUUUUGAAGUGCGGUACUUUAGCUGGAUUGGUCGAGCACCUUACCCGUCACGACAAGCUUGACGCAUCCUUUAACAACACCUUCCUCCUCACUUACCGCUCCUUUACCACUGCCUCCGAACUGUUUGAAAUGCUGGUGCAACGUUUCAACAUCCAGCCUCCAUUUGGUCUGAGUUCCGAUGACAUGCAAAUGUGGAUCGAUCGCAAACAGAAGCCGAUUCGAUUCCGCGUGGUCAACAUUCUCAAGAGUUGGUUUGACCAUUUCUGGAUGGAGCCCUAUGAUGAAGUGAACAUGGAUCUCUUGCGACGUGUCCAUGCCUUCACCAAGGAUUCUAUCGCUACUACCAAGACACCGGGUGUCCCAACACUGCUUGCUGUUAUUGAUCAGCGUCUACGUGGUCAGGAUAUCACUGCUAAGCGUCUUGUUCCUACACAGAGCACCGCUGCUCCACCUUCCAUCAUCCCGAAGAACAUGAAGAAGCUCAAAUUCCUCGACAUUGAUCCUACAGAAUUCGCUCGGCAGUUGACCAUUAUCGAGUCGCGCCUCUACUCAAAAAUCCGGCCUACAGAGUGUCUGAACAAGACCUGGCAGAAGAAGGUUGGCCCUGAUGAGCCAGAGCCGGCUGCCAAUGUGAAGGCCUUGAUUCUACACUCAAAUCAGCUGACAAAUUGGGUCGCCGAAAUGAUCUUGACACAAAAUGAUGUCAAGAAGCGUGUGGUUGUUAUCAAGCACUUCGUCAAUGUCGCUGAGAAGUGUCGCACUCUCAAUAAUUACUCUACCCUUACUUCUAUCAUCUCCGCUCUUGGGACUGCACCCAUUCAUCGGCUGGGCCGAACUUGGGGCCAGGUCAGUGGCCGCACCUCUGCAAUUUUGGAGCAGAUGCGUCGACUCAUGGCUAGCACCAAGAACUUUGGCGAGUACCGUGAGACUCUACACCUUGCGAACCCUCCUUGUAUCCCAUUCUUUGGUGUCUAUCUGACGGAUUUGACCUUCAUUGAGGAUGGUAUUCCCUCCCUCACCCCCUCCGAGUUGAUUAACUUCAACAAGCGGGCCAAGACUGCCGAAGUCAUCCGCGACAUUCAGCAGUAUCAGAACGUUCCCUAUCUUCUCCAACCUGUCGGCGAACUCCAAGACUACAUCUUAAGUAACCUUCAAGCCGCGGGCGAUGUUCACGACAUGUACGACCGAAGUCUCGAGAUCGAGCCCCGGGAGCGUGAGGAUGAAAAGAUUGCAAGGUAUGCAGCAGAAAUUUCCGGGAACAAGGGUUCCAUGCUCUUUGCAAGCACCGUCGCAAUUUUGCGAUGA
Penicillium maclennaniae is the source of this 3696-nucleotide messenger RNA. Its product is annotated as putative cell division control protein Cdc25. Bases 1 to 3696 code for a protein of 1231 amino acids. The record is from RefSeq and is a predicted model, not a curated record. The transcript has 2 exons. Gene Ontology annotation, molecular function: guanyl-nucleotide exchange factor activity; protein binding. Gene Ontology annotation, cellular component: plasma membrane. Gene Ontology annotation, biological process: Ras protein signal transduction; positive regulation of GTPase activity. NCBI's taxonomy places the organism in Eukaryota, Fungi, Ascomycota, Eurotiomycetes, Eurotiales, Aspergillaceae.